Messenger RNA from Coregonus clupeaformis (lake whitefish), 1053 nucleotides. Its product is annotated as macrophage mannose receptor 1-like. The coding region runs from base 1 to 1053 and encodes 350 amino acids. The transcript is spliced from 4 exons. The record is from RefSeq and is a predicted model, not a curated record. Lineage: Eukaryota; Metazoa; Chordata; Actinopteri; Salmoniformes; Salmonidae.
AUGGACCAAUCUCUGUUCCUCAUCCUGGUGUUCUCAGGGCUGUCCAUCCUCCCCUCAUGCCUCCCUCAUCAGUUCCACUUUGUGAACAUGAAUAAGACCUGGACUGAAGCUCAGAGAAUCUGCAGACAGAACUACACUGACCUGGCCACCAUAGAUGACACGGCAGAUAUGGAGAAGCUCAAUAACACUGUAGCAGCUAGUUGGAGUGGAUCAGCCUGGAUAGGGCUGUAUACUAACAGCUGGAGGUGGUCUCUGGUAGACAGAGAGUUAGAGGGGGAGGGGUUUUGGGACAAAGGAUAUCCAAAUAAUUAUCCCAUCAACGAUGAGUUCUACCAAAAUACGACCAAUAAGUACUUUCACAUCACUGUCCAUAAAACUUGGAGUGAGGCUCAGCUCUACUGUCGGGAUAACCACACAGACCUGGCCAGUGUGAGGAACACAACAGAGAGGGAGGCCAUAAUGAGUACCUUCCCUGACGAAACUGGUUUGUACAGAGUGUGGAUUGGCCUGAAUAAAUCUCUUGGAGUCUGGAGGUGGUCCGACCAGAGUGGCUCCUCCUACAGAAAGUGGGAGUCAGACGAGUCGAACAGGGCAAAGAAUGGAGACUUCUGUGCAGAAGUAAAAUUGUCUGGACGGUGGAAAGAUGUAGGAUGUAAUAACAACUCCACCUUUAUUUGCUACGAUGAUGAGCUGGUCCUGGUCCUAGAGAACAAGACGUGGUCAGAAGCCCUGUGGCACUGCAGAGACCUGGACAUGGAGCUGGUGUCUGCCCACAACCAGAACAUCCAGCACUGGGUCCGACAGAGAGCCAAGAAUGCCUCCACUCCCUUCGUCUGGCUGGGCCUGAGGUACACCUGCACCCUGGACUUCUGGUUCUGGGUCAAUGGAGAAGAGUCCUGCUACCACAACUGGGCCGACGGGGAGGGCUACAACACUGGCAAGGAGCAGUGUGGGAACACAGGGGCCAUUCAGAGAGACGGGGGGCAGUGGGUCGGUCUGCCUGAGACUAUGAGAUUCAACUUCAUCUGCAGCAAAAGUGAUGGUGAGAUUUGA